Messenger RNA from Mytilus californianus (California mussel), 6556 nucleotides. RefSeq lists its product as uncharacterized. The coding region runs from base 5270 to 6274 and encodes 334 amino acids. NCBI's taxonomy places the organism in Eukaryota, Metazoa, Mollusca, Bivalvia, Mytilida, Mytilidae. The record is from RefSeq and is a predicted model, not a curated record. The transcript is spliced from 2 exons.
UAUUAUAUAUACUUAAAGAUAAGUUCGAAUAUGUCUUAUUUUGUGAAUAACGGAUAAUAUUCAGAUGCAUAAUAAUUCAAAGACAGACGUGUUAUGUUAUAUUUGUAUUUCUCUCACCAAUAAACGUAAACUUAAAUUUAUCAAUGUAGCGUCGAACAUGAUAACAGGGUUAUUUAUACUCACUUACAAUACCUUCUAAUUUAGAAACGGCAUUAAUUUUGAAAAGACAUCAACACAAUAGUGCAAGUUAUAGAUACAAUGCAUAAGCGUUGAUUCAUGUUAUAUUUGUAUUUCUCUCACCAAUAAACGCCUCCGGGCGCAUGGUUUCUUUUUCAAGAAUCAACGCUUAAUCAUUGCAUCUAUAUUACGUACGUAUUAUUAGAGAUUUCCAAUAAAAUGACAUACGUACCUAACUCGACGUACGCACGUAACGGGAUCGGUUAUUGCUAACCUAUUAAUUUUGUUAAAUGCGUCCCUAAAGUUUUAACUUAGUAUUCCUAAACUAUUAAACCCAUGAAUGAUAAAUUUUAUCAAUAUCAAGUAUUUCUAAGAUGAUGAAAAAUGAAAGAAAUCAUCAUUUUUAUAUAUCACGUGAUUAUUGAGAUUCCCGCCAAAACUUUGCUGUCAUAAGACCACGUAUAUACACGUAUCUUUACCUAUCAUACGAUUGAUUUGAGUUGUCUUUCAUGGUUUUGACCAUGACUUUGUUCUUCGAUAUACUUUGCAAAUGAACCUUCUAUUAUUUAAUAUUUGACAUGCUUUUAUUUGUCGUUAUCAGAUUGGUGUCCCUUUUUCCUUUCGUCUCUUAAUGUUUUAAAAUAUUUAAUUUCCGUAGGUAUUUAUUUUUAGACAGAUUUUUCUAGCAAUUUCAGAAAUAUCGAAUUCAAAGUGUUAGUCAAAAUUUGUCUCUGUUAAAGUUGGGAUUGCGUCAUACAUUUAUUCAGCAUCAUUUCAAACGUUCUCUUCUUCUGUAGUUUAUCUUGUUUAUUUAUAAUCUCCGAUUUUCCCCAGGUACGACAAAGGGAUGUGUAUAUUUAAAAAAAAAUUAGUACAGGUCUUGUACUUCUUCUUUAAAUUUUAAUAGUUUCAACUAACAUUAGAAAAAAAAAAGAAUUUUGUAAAUAAUAAUGAUAUAUGUAAAUAAGUGUGUACACCAAUUCGUUAUAUAGAUUGUAAUUUGGAAGGUGUACUUGAUUAGCAAUUGAUGACUAAUCUGCAUAUAAACAUUGACCGCUUUGGAUAGUAAACUAUCAAUUUAUAGUACAUAGUAAUUGGCUAAAAAAUGUCCUGUCCCAAAAUAUCUCUGAUUAAAAGUGGAUGAGAAUGCCAAUUUAUAUACUUGUUACAUUUUUUAACUAUAAUGCCACUUCAGUUUAGUUGUUUUUAUUUUAUUUUUGGAUUAAGACAAGUCUUACUAAUCCAAUUAGAAUUGGAUUCUAAAACUAUCACAUAUUGAUUGAGUAAAUAAAAAAUUUGGAGUUUCAAUUUUUGUCUCGCCUUAGAGGUAUAUAUUUAUAUAUAAAAGUUUAACUCUACGACUUAUCCAUGCAUAGUAUCACCAGUGAAGAUGAUACACGGCUGAAAACACAUUUUAUAUUCAUAUUUACUUUAAAUAUGUAUAUAUUCUUUAUGUGCCUGUCCCAUGUCAGGAGCCGGUGGUUCACUUGUUGUCGUUGGUUCAUAUCUGUUAUAUUUGUUUUUCGUAAAUUUUUUUGUUUUAAAUCAGGCCGGUAAUUUCUCUAUUGAAUUGUUUCAUAUUUUCCAAGUUGGACCCUUUUGAAGUCGACUAUAUGGUAUGGAUUUUUCUCAUUGAUGAAGGCCGUACGAUUGCCUAUCGUUGCUUACAUCCACUUCAUUUCUUAUUGGCAAUCAUACCACAUCUCCUUAAUAUCUUUUAACUAAAUACGUUGAAUAUUCUCAGAUAAUUUAACAUGUAAGAAUCAGCUUUCAGUACCUGGGGGUACUUUAAGAUCGGUACUCUCUGUCUUUCAUCAUAAAAAUGUAAUUGUUUUGGGCUUAAUUCAAAUUUGAUUAGUUGAGCUAUUUCAAACUGAAUUUUACAGGUUUUUUUCUUACAUUGUGCUGUUACACCAGAGUGUUGAGCGCUGAUAAACGCGUUUAAUCAAACCAAAUUCUAUAUUGGCUUUCCCAAGUCAGGAGCUUUCAAUUCAGGAGAUGUCGUUGGUUACGUUCUGUCAUUUUUGGGUUAUUUUUACUCUUGUAAAAAUAUUUAUUUUCGUUUGAACUGUUUACAUUUUUCAAAGUCAAUGCCUUAUAUACACUAGUAUCUGAUAAUACGGUAUGAGUAUUUGCUUAUUGUUGACAACAGCACGAGCCACUGUAGUCGUUAUUCACGCCAUUUAGACUCUGUUUGAUAGUGUGGCGCUCCACACGGAUCCAGGUAUAUACAUGUCGGAGUGUAAGGAAUAAAUCGGAAAAAAAUGCAUGCUAAGAAUACUUAUGCUUUUGAAGAGAAAUUGAAAAUAUUUGCUGAAAGGACAGACUGGCGGACGGACAGGACAGACAGGGUGAUUGUAAUAUGAGUGCGGGUACAAUAUUUUGUCAGUUUAUGUAUCUUAGAUGCUAGUGGUAAGGAAGUCUGGAUCAAAACGGGGUAAUCUUUACUUGUUAAAAACAUUUUAUACUAUUUAGAAUAAUAAUUGCAUGCCUACUGGAUAUUAAUACAAUAGCAAGUGGAAGCUCUGAAACACCAUUUUACAGUAAAAACUGAGCUUUUUGAUACAGAGAAACAAGGAGAAAAAUCAAAUAAAUUAAAAUAAACAAGUAUUGCUGGAAUAAUAAUAUAUGCACAUAAAGCAUAAAAUAUAUGUAAUAUUUAUCGCUGGAUAUACGACAAACAUCCGUUUCAUCAUCAUCAUCAUUAAUUAUUAAAGCUUGAGGCUAAAUCUUCGUCGUAUGUAUUAUAGCUUGAGGCUAAAUUCUUAUCUGAUAUUUUAGCCAAUUUAUGGCGAGAACUUAUUUUACGCAUGCAUCUCUUUGCUACAUAGGUUUUGUAAAUGUCCAAGUUAAGGCCAAUAGAGAUCAUAGAAGUAUGUUUAUCAAAUGAUCAUGUCUACUCAUAAUUAAAACAGUAAGAAAGGGAGUGACUCGUCCGACUAAAACGAAGCACAAAAACAGCAAUUACUAGUAUUUCCAAAUAAACUCCAUGUGCCGAUCUUAGAUUAUUCACAGCUACUGAACACAUCUUAAAAACAAUUACAACUAAUAAUCCAGUCUAGAAUAUUAAUCAAUUAUUUCGUACUGUUACACCACUGUACCAGGUAAGUGCGCUAACAUGUUUAACCCCGCCACAUUAUGUAUGGCUGUGCCUGUCCCAAGCCAGGAGCCUGUAAUUCAGUGGUUAUCGUGCUGUUGCUGUGAUUUUGUUCGUUUUCUGUACAUUAAUUAGACCGUUAGAUUUAUUGUUUUACAUUUGUCAUUCUGUGGUCUCUAAGAGCUGACUAUGCGGUAUGGGCUUUGUUCAUUGUUGAAGGCCGUACGGUGGCCUAUAGUUGUUAAUUUCUGUGUCAUUUGGUCUAUUGUGAAGAGUUGUCGUAUUGCAAAUCAUACUACAUCGUCUUUUUUUACAUAUCACAAAUGUAGUAUAAAAAGUACAUAAACAGUCUAGAAAAGCAAGACCUUUUGUCAUGUCAAAAGCACAGAGUGUUUGUAGGACCAUUAGUGUUCAUAACUGUAUAGCAGAUUAUAUGUAGUUUCUAUAAAAUGUAAUAAUAAUUUAUCGGCAAAAGAUCCAUGAUGAUUUGUUAGUGGAAUUAUAUAUAAAUAAAUAAAUAAAUAUUCAUUAUAAAAAGAAACAUUAGAAACAAGAUUAUUUGUCCAUUAGAUUGCACGCCAGUAUCACAUUUUCGUGUUAAGUGAGCUCUAAAUCCAGGAAAAAAUCCAAUUCAGUAUGUAGUCUUAAACUUUUAAAUCUCAAGCGAGAUGUCAAAUGGUCAAACAUUGUUGUUUUUAAAACGUAUUUAUCAAAGUCAAACGACAAUCAUUAUAUUCUUUUUGGUGCUAUACAAUUUUUGAUUAAGACUGGAUCCAAGAUAUUUGAAAAAAGGCGUAGUUCCCGAUAAUUGAAUUCAUACUGCCGAGCGUAGCGAUUCAAAAUAAAAAAAAAACAUUUGGACGAUUUAGUACUAAAAAUUUGUAUAGAUAACGUGGAAAACGUGAGAUUUUCAAAAUUAUUUGGCGAUCGAAAGGGGGGAGUACCCCCUCUUACCCUGUAUCCCCGAAUGCAUGUUAGGUAUACAUGGACAAAAACCUCGUCCCAUGCAUUAUUAUAGUUAAAGACGAAAAAGUACUAUUUGAUAAAUGUAUAAAUGAUAUGAAUUUCUGCCCACGUCAAAUUAUCUUGAAUUGAAUUAUACAAAAAUAAUUUUUAAAAAAGUUAGUCGCGUACACCUUUUUCAUUCGGGUGUGUUGGAUUCUACUUUUAAACGUUAAAUCUUAAAAAAAAAAAAAAAAAAAAGAUAACCCUCUCGCUUCGGAUUUCAUACUUUUAAUAUUUUCAUACUAAAUUUUACUUGGUAGUUUUUCAAAUUCAUAUUUUGAGAAGAACUGAAAUAUGGGUCAAGUGAAAUGACAAGAUAUGAUGGGUGCAUUUGAUUACAAGUUGCUAGCUUACUUAUUCCAUUAAAAUGUUUGUGUCAAUAAAAUCAUUCAAAAUUUAAUAACAAAUUUUUUAAAGAUUAAAAAAAGUAGUUGGGGUUGAUUUUUACAUUAAGUCUAUAUCAGCAAAAAAUGCGUGUUCAAAGAGUAAAAAUACAUGCAGUUUAUGCUCCCCUCCGUAAUGCUUCAAUGCAACAGGACGAAAUACGUUGAGUUAGGUCGGUUAUGUCGAGUAAAGUCAUUUUAUUGGAAAUCUCUAUUAAUCAAUAACAUUAACAUUAAUUCUUUAGUAAAUGAUAUCGAGAGAAAAACAAACAAAAGGUGUACAUUGUAUUAUUGCUCGGUAUGAGAUUUUCAUAAUGAGUCCUAGCUAUAAAAAAAUUUCAGUGUAUUUUAAGUAAAGAAUAAAACAAUAUUCAGUAAAAUUCAUUUUCAUUAUACAAUGAUACAGGAACCUCGAUUAAAAUUCCCCUAUAAUAACCGUUCAUUCAAAAUCUUGUAAUUAUUUUAACCAUCUUAAUGAAUACAUGAAGAUUAAACUCCCAUGUUUCAUUUGCCUUUGCAGGAAUAUCGGACUUAUGUGGUAGCUUCAAAUACGAGAUCAGCAAAGUACCUGAUAUAUUGAUAUCAACCCGAUAAUAAAACCAAAAAUAUGGACAAAAUUUUAGUUUCGGAAAUGUUUCCAAACGAAAAUCAAGGUACAGUUCCUCGAAGUAAACGGAAACACUCAGAUUCUGUUGAUGAUAAUGAAAAUAUAAAGAAGCAGAAAGUAGAUCUUCAAAAUGAGCAGGCAAAGGAUAACAUCAAAGUUGAAAAUGAAGAGAAGUUAUUGCAGUCAGAAAAUAAUGUCAGUCCCGAAAAUAAAGAAGAGAACAUAAGACCAACGCAUUCUGAAUUAAAUGAAAGUAAAAUCGCCCAUUUAAAAGAUGAUUACGCCUUUAAUCUCGAUCAAGAGAAUGAACUGAAAUCAAAUUUAACUAUCACUAGAAUUGAGAACGGCGAGGAGUCAAAAGAUUUGGAAAACCACCCAGUUUCUCAAAAAGACGAAAAUCAAUUUGAGCAGAGUGAAAUUUCCUGUGAGAAGGAGAAAACACAGGACAUAGACAUCAAUACUGUUAGUGAAACUGUGUCAGAAAGUGAUACCAUUCGCCAGAACAGUGAUGUCAGUUCAACAGGAAUCGAUACUUUAUACAGCCGUACAUCUGGAGUUCCAGAUCCCGAACCAAUAAAGAGAAAAGAAGCGAAAAAAUUUCGAAAGUUAUAUAGACUGAUGCGAGAAGGUGAAAACAAAGACAAUGGAUUAAUGGCGAAAAACCCGCGGUCAAAUACAACUGUGGCAGAGCAUGUUGCAAAUGGAAGCAACGAAGGAGAUUCUAGGUACAUAUCAACAUGUUCCACUCUUUCCGCAGCACAAAACUUGCUUAGAUUAAAAACAAAAAGUAAAUACAGAAACGGAAACAAAAAGAUCGUAGAAAUUGAUGUCAAUAAUCUACCUUUAGAUGUUGAUAUUAUUGAUCUCACAGAAGAAAAUCUCAGAAAAUCACAUGAAGCGCGGAAUGAUGACGACAUAAAGAGAAAAUUUCAUAGAUUUGCAGCCUCCCACGGGGAGGUCUUGCUUGUAGGAUAUAUACCUGCAGACUGUCUUAAAUAUACAUGAUAUAUCACCAGAAAUAUGUCUCUUUACAACGACAGUAAUGUUAUUUAUAUAAGGACACUAGCACGGGAUUUGGCGAGUUCUGAUCAAAAGCAUAAUGUGAUAAAUAUAAAAAUAACACUAAUUAUUUCUUUGUCUUUUUCAUUCUUUUCGACAUGAAUUUGAAACUGAAACUGUUGUGUGUUGUAUCUUCAUAAUUCACAAUAAUUGUUGUAUGUGUUUUAUCUUAAAAAUAAUGUUGUAAUAGCAAAUUUACAGAUUUUGUAGCAUAAAAUAUUACGUGUA